CAGGUGACAGGACACGGACACGCAUCGCGCAGUGAAUCUCCCAAGUGAAUCUCCCCAGUGAAACCCAAGUUUCUAUCUGUAAAAAGAAAACAAUAACUAUAUCGAACAAAGGCCCCAAUAUGGUCAUGCUGCAAUCGCCAGCGCAAAAGGCCAGUGAGAGUGCAUCGGCCCAGCCAGCCGCCGCCGUCGGUGGUUUGAUGAGUCCCAACUCGAAUCCUGAUUCACCCAAAUCCAACACCUCACCGGAGGUGGCCAGGGUCGAGGCUUCGGUAACACCGCCGGCCGCCAAGAUACCCAAGUUCAUCAUCAGUGCCAGUGGAGCCGCGGUGGCGGGAAAACAGGAGCAGGAGCUGAGGUACUCCCUGGAGCGUCUCAAGCAGAUGAGCAGCGAGUCGGGCAGCCUGCUGAGUCGCCUGAGUCCCUCGCAGGAGGAUACCCCCGAAAAGGAUAGGCCCAAUCACAAUAACAACAUCAGUUUGACCAACCACAACACGAAUCCGAUUCCCAGCAAUCCACGACGUUCGCAAUCUCCUCCUGCUUCCGGAGGCAGCUCUGGCAGCUUCACCUCACCUGCCCAGCAGCGCAAGCUCCUGGAACUUAGUGCCGUGAGACACUUGGCACGACCGGAACCUCUCCAGCAUCCACAUGCGGCCCUGCUGCAGCAGCAUCCACACCUGCUCCAGAAUCCACAGUUCCUGGCCGCCGCCCAGCAGCACAUGCAUCAUCAUCAUCACCAGCAUCAGCAUCAUCAGUUGCAGCCGCAUCACCCACACCAGCAGGGGCAUCCUCACCCACAUCCUCAUCCACAUCCACAUCAACAUCCACAUCCUGCUGCAGCGGUAUUUCAUCUGAGGGCGCCCAGUAGCAGCACCACCAGUAGCACCACAGCCCCGCCCUCGCCAGCGACUUCGCCUCUCUCACCGCCCACCUCACCGGCCACGCAUUCCGACCAGCAGAUGAGCUCCCCCAUAGCACCAUCGUCUCAGAACGUCCCGGCACAUUCCUCCCAGGCAGCGCCAUCUGAUAUGGAUUUGGAGCGGAUUAAGCUGGUGGCUGCGGUGGCGGCUCGCACCAAUCAGGGCCAAGGUCAGGCUCAAGCUCCCAGCACUUCCGCCGCCGCCUCUGCCUCUGCCACUGCCUCCGCUUCCGUUUCCGCUUCCAUCUCCAAUGCCAGCACCUCCAUCUCCAACUCAAGUUCCGGCUCACCCAGUGGCCGGGAUCUCAGUGACUAUGGCUUCCGAAUACAGCUUGGCGGUCUGGCUGCCGCGGCGGCUGCUGCGGCGGCCACUUCGCGGCAAAUCGCAGCUGCUAAUUAUGCGCGGAGUGACACCAGCGAGGAGCUGAAUGUCGAUGGAAAUGAUGAGGAUAGCAACGAUGGAUCUCACAGUGCGCCGUCGGUAUGCCCUGUGGAUCUGACAAGAUCGGUGAAUAAUGGCGCCACGGUAAAUCCAAACUCCGCCUCGACAAGUGCUUCUAGUGAUCGUGAUGCUGCCACAAAGCGUUUGGCUUUCUCCGUGGAAAACAUCCUGGAUCCAAACAAGUUCACUGGCAACAAGCUGCCCACAGGUCCAUUUGGACAUCCUCGGCAGUGGAGCUAUGAUAGGGAUGAGGAAAUGCAGGAGCGAUUGGAUGACGAUCAGAGUGAGGAUAUGUCUGCUCAGGAUCUGAACGACAUGGAUCAGGAUGAUAUGUGUGACGAUGGCAGUGAUAUUGACGAUCCCAGCAGUGAGACGGAUUCAAAGAAGGGCGGCAGCCGGAAUGGAGAUGGAAAGUCCGGUGGAAGUGGUGGCGGCGGUGGCUCAAAGCCAAGGAGAGCUCGGACUGCCUUCACCUACGAACAGUUGGUUUCGCUGGAGAACAAGUUCAAGACCACUCGCUAUUUGAGCGUCUGUGAGCGGCUGAACCUGGCUUUAAGCUUGAGUCUAACGGAAACACAGGUGAAAAUUUGGUUUCAAAAUCGCCGAACCAAGUGGAAGAAGCAGAACCCCGGCAUGGAUGUGAAUAGUCCUACCAUUCCACCGCCUGCAGGUGGCUCCUUCGGGCCGGGUGCCUAUGCCAGCAGCUUGCUCUAUCCCCACGCUGUGCCCUAUCCUCCAUACGGACCCUACUUCCAUCCCCUGGGCGCCCAUCAUCUCAGCCAUUCGCACUCAUAA
This is a messenger RNA of Drosophila serrata, 2153 nucleotides long. It is a transcript of the gene slou, whose product is annotated as homeodomain transcription factor slouch. Gene Ontology annotation, molecular function: RNA polymerase II cis-regulatory region sequence-specific DNA binding; DNA-binding transcription factor activity, RNA polymerase II-specific. Gene Ontology annotation, biological process: cell differentiation; regulation of transcription by RNA polymerase II. The record is from RefSeq and is a predicted model, not a curated record. Lineage: Eukaryota; Metazoa; Arthropoda; Insecta; Diptera; Drosophilidae. Gene Ontology annotation, cellular component: nucleus.